This is a messenger RNA of Diprion similis, 778 nucleotides long. RefSeq lists its product as uncharacterized. Gene Ontology annotation, cellular component: extracellular region. The transcript has 2 exons. Lineage: Eukaryota; Metazoa; Arthropoda; Insecta; Hymenoptera; Diprionidae. The record is from RefSeq and is a predicted model, not a curated record. Gene Ontology annotation, molecular function: chitin binding. Bases 124 to 579 code for a protein of 151 amino acids.
ACUCCUCUUGGUACCGGGAAGUGCCAGCGGUUAAAUGGCGUCUUUUCCGCCCCAGAAGGAUGCGGGCGAUUUUACAAGUGCUACCAAGGGCUUGCUCAGCCUGACGCGUGUCUGAAGGGUCAGAUGUUCGACGAGCAAAAAGUGCAGUGUCGGUAUCCCACGAGUGCCGAGCUCUCGUAUUGCACUCCAAUUUGGUACCCGGAAAUGGCCGUCACUCAAGCUCCUGCAGUUUCAGUAGUUCCUGUGACUCCUGUUGCUCCCGUGGCUCCUGUGGUACCGCCGACCGAGAUGCAGACCGUAACAAUUCUACCUCCGGGUAGCAGCCUCGAAGGAUUAGAAAUCAUUGUACCUGACCCAAAUCUAUACAAAUGCCCAGCGAUUGACGCCUAUCCCUUCGGGGCUCAUUCCCGUCAUCCGAUACCUGGCAAUUGCAAAUUCUUCUUAAUCUGUCAAUCUGACGGAGUGAAAAAGAUCGCCGGGUGCCCAGAUGGCCUGGGAUUUAAUCCGAAGACAAGCCUCUGUGAAGAUUCCAGAAAUAUUCCCGGCUGUGUUUACUAUUAUAGCAGUCCUAAUCAGUAACGCGUGUUGGCAGCUUUGCGCAAUUUGUAUGCUGCAGAUAUGACACACACUUAUUGCGUUAUUGUGAAUUUGGGUAUCUUAUUUUUAGAUUUGAAAUUUUCCUAUAGGUAUAUACGUAAAUUCGUUGGCGAAUUGAAAAAAUAGUUUAAAAUGUUGUGCUAAUAUUUGAUUAUUGUAUUCUUUGGAUUUAAUUUCAUUA